AUGAGUAUUUUAGCAAAUCAACAGGGAAUGUUUGCAUCAAAUGGACAGACUGCCCCAAAAUUACCCUUAAUAGAGAAUGUCCCCAAAACUGGAAUAGUUAUUAAAUAUUUACAAAAAGGAGGAGAUCCUUAUGUUUUUGAUGAAGUGGAUUGCCCUCUUGCUAAAAAUGCAGAUGAGCAAAUAUUCGAGAGUGAAGAAUUUAGAGAGAUAGAAUUAACAAAUCAACCAUUUCUCCAAUAUAUUGCAAAUAAUUCUGGUUUAUUUAAUUUAACUCUUCGUUAUAUUUAUAAAAUUAAUGAUCCUUUAACUUUUAUUUUUGCACAUCAAAAUGACGGAUUUAAACUUCCUAAUUGGGCAACUGAAACAACUAGAAAAGAAAUUACAAGACUAUAUAAUUUGAAAAAUUCGUUUGAUUUCAAAACAAAAAAGCAAAAGCGUUUACUUUCUGGUCUCCUUUUUACAGAAAUUUUGAAUAAAAUGGAGAAUAUUUCUUGUGAAAAUGAAUUUGGAAGCAAGGAAAAGUUUUACGCCUAUUCUGGACACGACGGAACUGUUGCUGGUUUACUUGCAAUUUUUGGAAUUAAUUUAGAGGUGAAAUGUUUUAAACUAGAGCGCGGAAUUUCGUACCGUACCGUAUUCCGUACCGUAUUUCCGGCCAUAUUCUUUUCCGUAUUCCGUACCGUAUUUCAGAAUUUUACCGUUCCGUAA
Messenger RNA from Meloidogyne enterolobii, 708 nucleotides. The record is from the annotation of a GenBank genome assembly. NCBI's taxonomy places the organism in Eukaryota, Metazoa, Nematoda, Chromadorea, Rhabditida, Meloidogynidae.